Molecule: messenger RNA, 1497 nt
Organism: Haliotis rufescens (red abalone)
Lineage: Eukaryota; Metazoa; Mollusca; Gastropoda; Lepetellida; Haliotidae
Exons: 4
Coding region: 280-1191 (303 amino acids)
Source: RefSeq, a predicted model, not a curated record
CGAGAUCCAUGGCAUGACAGUUUAUCCAGCGUUUGGCAUCACCUGACAGACGCAGUCCUACCGUCACAGAUCUAACGUUGAUGAUUGGUCGAUGAAAUUAUCCCCGGGAUAGGCGGUGUCACCUGUUUAUACCAUAGCACUCGGCAGCCACGAGGUUCUAUCUAUCUUCAAUCUUCAUGACAAUUCAUUGUGUGAGUAUCACACAGUGCUGACGGCGUCGCCACUGUAGACUCGAAUACGUGGCUUCAAACCAACAUGUUUCUUUGAGCCUCAGUUACAAUGAAGUGGUCGGGCACCUCCCUGAUUCUUCUCAACGUCUUGACCCUGCUGGUGUUUGUGGUGACAGUCAUACUCACCUUCUUUGCCGAGCUUGGAGGAUCAGACAUUUUCCUGGAUACAACAAACAAUGUGUCCAACCUUAAUAACAACGUGUUCAGGAAAGCCCGAUGGUCUAUCUACGUCUUUGCCUUCAUAUUUGCUCUUCAAAUUCUCUGGCUCAUCUUUUCGCUGACCCUGAUCUGUAGGAAGGGCCCCGAGGGGCCUCUCUACCUCCACCCCGUCCUCUUCACCCCCGCCUUCUUCUGGGUGCACAUCCUGGGUGAUCUACUCUACAUCGGCUGGCUGUUUCUCCUCGAUAGACAGGCUCUGGAACUAGCCUUCGUCUUCCUCCUAGGUUCGGAGCUCUGUUACUACGCGUGUCUCGUCCUCAGCUACAGAACCAGGUUCGAACACAAGCUCGAGCUACAGAAGCAGGGACGGCAUGUUGACAACGUGCUGUUCAUACUAUUUGUUGAGAAUGCCAUUGGUGCCUUUGCGAUCUGGAUUCUUGGUAAUGCACUGUUCACCCUAGCUAUGGUGAUGACCUCCCUGUCCAGUACGCCACUGGGCCCAGUUGCAGGCGGAUGUGUAUCAUUAGGGUUUCUUAUUGUCCUAUUGACAACGCUUGACAUUGUUGACAUUUUUGUGGUCAGGAAGUUUAGUGAGUACACCUUUAGUACUUACAUUGCAAAAUUAAUUAUUAUUGUUUCAGUAGUGGAUGCAAACAUUGGACGGACAAACCUAAACACAAUCUUAACGUUAAUUCCCCUUGGGAUGGAGAUCAGCUUUUUUCUUGUUAAGAUUAUCAUUGUAGCUAUGGACAAAAUUAAACAUUCUGUAGUGCCCAACACUGAGACUGAACUGUUAAUGUAGAGCCAUAUUGCCUGUAGGUUUGAUGUUGUGAUUUUUAUUGUGUAAUCAAUAGUAUAAUGCAAGCUUUAGUUUUCAAAAAGCUUCUUGGGUAAUUUGUGCAACUGCACAGAUUGGUGGACUGACUGAUUUUUCACUCAAUCCCUGAAGCACGUCCAAGUGUUGUAUUUCUUUGGCCAAAACAUUGGUACAUUUUCCUUUUUUACAGAUUUGCUUGAAUAUAAAAACAACGUAACACUUAUUUACAGUCCACGGUUCGUUAUGUUUUCACAUUCUACCUCGCUCAUGCAUUGUUUACAACUAAUAAAU